Messenger RNA from Rhinolophus ferrumequinum (greater horseshoe bat), 3412 nucleotides. RefSeq names its product chromosome 18 C19orf44 homolog (gene C18H19orf44). NCBI's taxonomy places the organism in Eukaryota, Metazoa, Chordata, Mammalia, Chiroptera, Rhinolophidae. The record is from RefSeq and is a predicted model, not a curated record. The transcript is spliced from 10 exons. The coding region runs from base 433 to 2343 and encodes 636 amino acids.
CGGGGCAACGGACCUUUGGUAUGAGUGCCCCGCGGAGAUCCUAGGCGGCCGUCGCGGAUGGACGCCAUGGGAGGAGGUUGGAAGGACUAGCUGGGCGGCGGCCGGGCUUGGGAGAGGAGUUGCAGGGAAUCGGGGCUCGUCCGGGGCUGAGCUGGGAAGGCUGCCCCCACCUCCCGCCCCGCGCCUCAUGCCUCAGUUUCCCUGUCUGGGCCCACUCGGGCGCGUGAUCCGGUGUGAGUCGUUUCCGAUUUGGGGAAAGACCCCGGAGAAAGACUCCGAGGCACGGAAAAUUUCAGAAGAACUAAAUGCUAGAAAACCUGGCCUGGUGAUAGGGCCUCCCCUCUGACCCACAGAAAGUUCUGGACUGAGUCGUCUCCUGGGCCUCAGCUACAAAAAUAUUAACGAAGAUAGCUGUUGACGUUUCAGAGCAGUAUGGAGACGAGAAUGGCUUCAACAAGGAAAACCAGCCAUCCCAUGCGUGAUAUCUUGGGCGAUUUCAGUGAUAUUUCCUUAGAAGAUUCCAAGGUGGAAGAAAUCAGAAACUUGAACAUCAGUAAGAAUCUCACCAAAAGAGCUACCAGUCAUAGCAGAUUUCUAAAAAGAAGCCAGACUCUGGGUGAAAAACACUUAUUCCCGAAAGAGGAUGCUGGCCUGGGGGGUGGGCCCUGGCUGUCCUCAGGUAGACCCCUGACCACGGCCUCGAAGCUCAGGACCAGUGCCGCACUCAGGAAGCUGGCCCAGAUUGAAUCCAAGAUCAUGAACCGGAAGGUGCAGCUGGACUUGUCUGACAUGGAAUCCAACCCAAAGACCUCCAAGGACAGUCUUCCCAGGAGAGCAGACGAAAUUCCUCCAAGGAAUACGGUUGAACUUUCUUCACAGGAAACAGUCAAAACCUCCCAGAAGCAGGCCUGUGCAAAUCCUGUCACUGAGAGUGACACGCUGAGAGGAAAGACCAGUAGGUUUCUAAAGAAGAGAGAGCCAUCCAUUGAAAAGGUAUCCCCUAAAGCCCAUUUUGGGAAAGAGCGGAAUUUUCCAACACCCAAAGAAAAAGAACCUACUAGAAAAUUGGAUUCUCCAGACAGUGAUGAAGAGGAAAUGAAAGAGUUGCUGGGAAGCUUGAUGGAAUCUUCUAGAGAAAAAGAAAUACGCACAAAGCAGGGUUUAACCAGAGUCAAUGAGAAUGAACAAAUUGAACUAUUCUUGGCUCAGAUUCCAACUCAACUGAAACUCCUUUCGCUACCCAGUGAGGAACUUUCCAGCCCAGAGCCACUUGGGACACCACAUCUGCCAACCUCCCGGUCAGCAGACAGGACCCUUCACGGCCUGCGCUCAAGAGCUCGCUCCCCACCGACUCACAUUCCAGGGGACAAAGGCUCUCCUGCGGUGUCACCUUCCAUUACCAGCACUGUGUCGAAGUCAGUGCCCUCGAUGAUGACGCAUGGCGGGCUCUUGUCCCCUGCUGGAAGGAGGGAGGCUGGGCCUGGGGAGGAGUUGCUGUCAGAAGCCUCCGACAGCCUAGCCGAUUUUCGAAUAAAUAUUUUAUCCCUUGAUGAUCUGGUCCCAGCUGUCAGUGAGAAAUCAGAACAGAAAAAAGGAGGUCAGAGGGAAGAGGCAUCCAGCCAAAGCCCCUGGGCCAGGGGCCCCCCAACGGAAAGUGAGGUGUCAGAGCACCUGAGUGAGCCGUCAGCCUCCUCUGCGGGGCCCAAGCGCAGUGCCAGCCCGCGGCCUAUGUCUGAGGAACCUCUAGCCAGCACAGUGAGCUUGGCUUACUCAGAAGAUUUCGACACAUCCCCAAGUCUGACAGCGUCAGAGCCGAUCACCCAUUCUGAGGAGUCUCCAGACAGGACAGUAUCCACUUCUUGGGAACGCUCUGCAAGCCUGAGGACAGAGCAUCCCCCACCAACACGUACCUCUCGGAAAAAACGGGCCAGGGCUGUGACAAGAGUCGUGGUGAAGGAGACGGCCGUGCAGACCCUCGAUCCCGCCUUUACCUACCAGUGGACAAAGGCGGCCGGCGUGGCGGCCAUCGGGCCGGCCUUGGGAGGCGCCUACGUGGACCCUGAGCCCAUCGCCAGUCACGUCAUCAGCGCGGACGCCAUGGAAGCCCUGACAGCUUACAGCCCCGCCGUGCUGGUACUCAAUGACAUGCUGAAGCAGCAGCUGAGCCUGACGCAGCAGUUCAUCGAGGUUGGCCGGCACCUGCACAGGUCCCUCCUGCAGUCCCUGGAUGGAGACUCCUACCACUACCACACCCUGGAGGAAACCAAGGAGUACAUCAGGCAGCACAGGCCCGCCCCGCUGACCCUGCAGGAGGCUCUGGAAGAGGUGAAGGAGGAGCUGUGAGCGCCAGCCCUCACUUCCUCGGACACACCACAGACCAGUGGAAACGGGAUGCAGGUGGCGCUCCAUUACCACGUCUGGCAGGACAGGAGAUGCCAGCUCGUGUGGGGCCCUGCGGGGUGGCUCCACCCAGCCAAGCGCUGGCUUCCCAGCGAGCCGAGGUAGAUGGGGAUACGAGAAACCCCAUUUACUAAUGAGGACCCAGGGCCAGGGCUCCAUGCUGGGGACUCCUGUGUGACAUCAGGCAGCUGGUGAUCCAACCCAACCACUCAAGCCGCACUCAGACACCCUCCCUACUGCACCCGAGCACAUUUCUGACACCAACGCACGGAAAAAACGGUCUUUAAAAAAAGUCUUUAUUUGAAGGCAAAACAGUAAAAUCCACAAAUUGUUAACAGCACGUUUAUGCUUUAUCCUGAAACAGAUGCGUUUAAACAAUUCACAGCUACAGGAAACCCGGAACAAAAUCAAAUAUUUUAUCACAUCAGGCUGAAAAGUUGGAGAGGAUUUUGCAUCUUAUCUAAAAGAAUUUUUCAAAAAUGUUUCUGUACAAAUAAAUGGCACCGCACCCUGUUGCCCGCGAAUGCCAAGUGCGGCCGAUCCCGGCAUGGUCACCCCGCGGCUCCCUCCAGGACUCACCUCCCCUUGUGGGGGUUGUGGGGGGGACAAGGAACAGGAAGUGACAGAGCAGGACGUAUGGUCGGUGGCUGCUCCCCAUGGUGUGGGUCUAAAGGGGCUGUCGCACGCAAGUGCUGGUGUUGGGGUUCCUCUAAGUGAAAAACACAAGUAGGUGCUAAGGGUCCAGAUCCUGCAGGGACGUCGUGACGUCACGCUGUGACCUGAAGAUGCCUGAGAUCCGUCUCCUUAGUUCCUUUUGUUUCUGCGACAAGAGUAAAUGGCUAACGUUCCAAAAACAAAAAAAAUUCAACUAAAGUAACUGAACUAAGGGACCAGUAUGUCUUGGGGGCAUCGUUUCAAAUUAUCUCACUGGGGCUCAUUUUAGAUCAAUCUUCGUUUUUUUAAAAACUCAAGAAUUUGGAGUAAAAAUGAAAACCCUGUUUAAGUUUGCAAA